Molecule: messenger RNA, 1180 nt
Organism: Lecanosticta acicola
Lineage: Eukaryota; Fungi; Ascomycota; Dothideomycetes; Mycosphaerellales; Mycosphaerellaceae
Source: the annotation of a GenBank genome assembly
AUGACUGUCGUUGCAACGGCACAGCUAAGCAUUAGCGCCCCUCCAGCGACGGCAAGCGGCGGCAAUUUUGGCGUCCUCAUCACUUUCAAACUGCGAGAUCAGAUUAUCGAUGCCGCGAAUCAGUACUGCUCCGCCGGCAAGCGCAACGGGAAAAGGACUGACUUGGCUUGCGCUAUCCCUGAGAGUUCUCGAUCUCAACUUCUGGACGAUAUUAGAGGCCUGAUCACGAACAGCAUCGAUCCAGCCAGUAAAGAUCUUUUGGUUCUACUUCCUCAAGCCUUGAGUGACCCAGCCGUAUUCCAGGCUGCCAUGGCCACAGCUGGUACUCUAGCAAUUGCUGGUCUCUUGUUCGAUGGUAUGAGGCUGUCGACCGAGUUUCAAUUCAUGCCCGGACUUCUCAGCUCAGCGAUCGACGAGCAUACGAGCAGCAGUACUCAGACAAGUGAUCAGCAGAUCGGUAUCGCAACGCCGGGUCCCACCCUGAGGAAUGUACCACCGGCGGAUCCAGAAGACGUCUCAAUCCUCACUGUGUACCUUCAGUCUGUCCUGGCUGUUCCAAUCACGGUUACAGUUGCUCCACCGACGACCAUUCCACAAGCUUCUGUAACAAGAACUCUCACACAAGCAUCACCUGUUCUUGCAUCGCCUUCCUGCUUCAGUGGAGGAGCGGCUUUCAGACUGUCGGACAUCGAAGACAAGGUGACGUCGUUCUGCAAGACAGCAUCGAAGGAGAAGUGGACCGCAAAGCAGACCAGUUCCAUCUCAAGCAUUAGCAACGAGUUCUUCGGUAAGCAUGUGGCAACCUUGAAAAGUGCGGUGUCACCUACUCAUUGUCUCUCUAGCUGGACAAGGGCAGUAUCGAUGGAAGGUCCCAUCCUCCAACAAAGACACUGAGCUUUACAUAGAAGCGAAGUUCCGAGCCGACGCUUGCGCUUCUGGAGCUCCGCAGUCUGUGGACUUUCAGAAAGACAAGGGAAAGUGGUGCAUCUCCAAGUUCCUACAGGUGGUAAACGAUUGUAAGCACGUGGAGUUACUGCGCGAGUCUGCGCUAUAACUGAUGCCUUCUACAGGCCAGACCAGAGCUGACAAUCCGCAUCCCGGUCUCAAUGAUUUCUGGAAGAAAGGCGGGAUCAUUAAUCAAGAUUGUAUCGAAUGGCAAGUUGGAGAUACGGCGGCGUGA